CCCACUUCCGGCAUUUACUUCUUUCCCGAAGACGAUGUACCCCCACCUGGCGACCCAAUUUGCGACUUGCAACUGGACCAACCAUCGCUCACGGGUACCCUCCGCCGAAACUUCGUCUCAAUAUUUGGUAAAUAUAUCCGCCCGUGGGCUACACACACGGACGCCAAUUAUCCGCUACCGGUAUCGCCAGUACGACAGCAGGUCUUCCUCCCACUUGUGCAAGUCUCGUACCAAUGUCAAAUCUUCACGACAACCACCAGGACAACACUAACACAGGUAUUCUACCACCCCGGGAACCGACCCAUUUCCAAAGCAACCUACACGUUCCCACUAUGGGCGAAUUGUUCCGUCGUCUCUUUCGUUUGCAGAGUCGGUGAAAGUAAGGUUAUUACCGGGGUCAUAAAACCGAAAGAAGUCGCGAAGGAGGCUUAUGAGAAGGUUGCAAGCAGCGGGAAGAUGGCUGGGCUGUUGGAGUAUAACACCCCAGAUGUUUUCACCACAAGUAUUGGGAAUAUACCCGCUGGUGUGAAGAUUAAAGUUGAUAUUGGGUACAUUUUGGAGCUACCACAUGAUGCGGAGGUGGACGGUAUCAAGUUCACGGUCCCGCUGUCGAUUGCGCCAAGGUACGGACCACCGCUGCCUGGUGCGUUUGGCCAGAGCGCCCCCGAGGUAUGGAUGGAUAAGAGUCUCCGGAUGGAGAUCGAGGUUGGUAUGGGAGAAGCGAUAAAGUCUAUUGAAAGCCCUUCGCAUCCAAUAGCUGUCGAGCUUGGAAAGCAUGGAAAAGGGAAAGGGAGAGCCAACAACCAAGAGCACGAUCCCAAGGAGGCCUCGGUCACUCUGUCUCAAACACCUGCUGAGCUUUUGAAAGAUUUCGUGCUUUUGAUCACUACUGUGACUCCUCACUUCAUAUCUACCCCCUAGGCACUGCUAGAAACCCAUCCAACUAUCCCCGGUCAUCAAGCUUUAAAAGUAACGCUUGCACCGCGCUUCGAGAUGCCAGGGACGGAAACACCGGAAAAUACUGAAAUAGUCUUUCUAGUCGAUCGAUCCGGUUCUAUGAGAGACACCAUCGAGCACGUAAAAUCAGCCCUCCGUGUAUUCCUCAAGUCUCUCCCGUUAGGCUGCUUUUUCAACAUUAUAUCCUUCGGCAGUAAGAACACCUUUCUCUGGGAGCGCUCCAAAGCCUACACCGAAGGAACCUUGAAUACCGCAUCCGAGCACAUCGAGACGUUUGACGCGAGUUAUGGUGGGACAAAACUAUUACCUCCCUUGAUGCAAGCAUUUUCCCGCAGACACUCGGAACCGGGAAUGAGUACCGAAAUCAUGGUUCUUACAGACGGAGCGAUCUGGAGGCUGCCAGAGCUACUAGAAUAUAUCCAAAAAAUGCGUAAGCAAAGCGGUGGGGCGAUUCGGCUUUUCAGCCUGGGGGUGGGAGAAAGGGUGUCGCAUGCACUCGUUGAGGGAAUUGCAACUGCUGGGGGAGGAUAUUCCUAGAUUGUGCCCAGUGGUGAGGCCGGCGGUGACGCAUUGGCAAAUGGUCUAGAGGCGAAGGUGGUGAGGAUGCUUAACAGUGCCUUGACGGAUCACAUUGAGGAGUAUAAGUUGCAUGUUUUGCAAGAGGAAGGGGACGAGGAAGAUUCGGAGAGCGAGGGUGAAGGGGGAGCUGGGUCAAGAGCACAGAUAACCCCCGCCGAUCCGGCUCCAGUACGAGUCAGAGCCCCGGCGGGACGGUCGGGGAGGAUUAACCUGUUUGAUCCUACUGUGGCGCCGCGCCGGCGUUCUCCUCCGCAAUCUCGCUUAUCGGAUGUGUGCCCGGCCCCAUCUUUGGCCAACAUCCAGGAUAGCGGAAACAGAUUCGCCCACUUGAAGAAGUUACAAGGCCCGGAGGUAACCCAAGCACCUUUCAAAAUCCCACCACUUUUCCCAUAUGAGAGGUCCGUAGUGUACCUCCUCGUCCCCCCUACCACUAAACAAUUGAAGUACGCAAAGUCCGUGACUUUGAGUGCGACCACAAUUGCCGGCGGCAAGCUCUCACUUUCAAUUCCAAUCACUCACAUCAAGCAGCCGGGAGAGACUGUGCACCAACUCGCUGCUAGGAUGUUAUUACGUGAUUUGGAAGAGGGUAGAAGCUGGCUUCAUUCUGAUAAAUGCGGUGUUCCAGGAGGAGAUCCGGCGCGAGUUCAGGAGUACGUCCAGAGAGAAGGUGAAGAGGUUGGCAUGAGGUGGUCACUGGCGAGUAAAUGGACCAGCUUUAUAGGCGUGGAAGAGGAGAUUAUGGAUGUGGCCCCGAUCCGGGCUCCCGCGUCACCCGAGGGAGAUCUAUCAGCAUUGCCAGAGGGCAGAUAUUCCGCUCCCUUUACACCUAGUAUAUCGGCCGAAACUAGUGCAGAUAGUGAAGACAUCAUGACCGCCAGCACAUCCACCUCCUCUUCUAGAUUCGAUGGUAUCCCUUUGCUAAGGUCUCGUCCUACGCAUUCAGUUCCCGUAGCGAUAGGUUCUGAAUCUCUGCCGCGUGUUCUAAGGGGGGCUCUAGUGGUGAACAGUGGAGUUGAUACAAUGAGUCGCCUUCUGGCUCCGAGGGAUACGCCUGAUCCCACACAUCCGAUAUGGGCCCCCCCGAUACCCCCUCCCCACGGGAGCCCACAGCCUCCCAGACCGGCUCGCCUUCGGCUCGACAACGAAGGCUCCAGCAACAACAAAGGGUGCAUCAUCAGCGAAGGGUACGGAGAGUGCAGCAAAAACGAUGCCUCCAGCAACAACAUCGGAGACUUCAGCAACAACAUCGGAGACUUCAGCAAUAACAUCGGAGACUUCAGCUACAACAUCGGAGACUUCAGCAACAACGAAGGGUGCAUCACCAGCGAAGGGUACGGGGUGUACAGCAGGGGCGGUGCCUCCGGCAGCAGCAUCGGAGGCUUCGGCGGCAACGAAGGGUGCAUCACCAGCGAAGGGUACGGGGUGUACAGCAGGGGCGGUGCCUCCGGCAGCAGCAUCGGAGACUUCAGCAACAACGAAGGGUGCAUCACCAGCGAAGGGUACGGGGUGUACAGCAGGGGCGGUGCCUCCGGCAGCAGCAUCGGAGGCUUCGGCGGCAACGAAGGCUCCAGCAACAGGCGCGAAAGCUCCGAGUUCUUCAACACCAGAAAAGUCAACGAUUACGGGAUCGACUACAAGCCGGCGCUAGACCAAACAUCCACCGGAUCCCUAACCAACAUCUAUAGACUGAUCACUGCCCAGAAAUUCGACGGCAGCUUCCACACCGCGGACGAGUAUGUGGUUGAACUCCUAGGUUCCAGGAUGGAUUCGGUUCCCGAGCCGUGCGGCGGAGAUAAAGUCGCUUGGGUUGCGUUGCUCAUUGCGGUGCUAUUAGAGAGGAGGUAUGCUUACCUUAGAGAUGUAUGGGAGUUGGUUGUUAGGAAGAUUUGGGUAUUCUUGGGUGGUAGGGAGGGAGUGAAAGUGGAAGAAGUGAAGGUGAUAGCGGAGGAACUAGUUGCUGAGUGGGAG
Tuber aestivum (summer truffle) is the source of this 3504-nucleotide messenger RNA. NCBI's taxonomy places the organism in Eukaryota, Fungi, Ascomycota, Pezizomycetes, Pezizales, Tuberaceae. The record is from the annotation of a GenBank genome assembly.